AUAUACCGAGAAGGAUUCUAGACCACAAACUCCUGCACCAACACUUACCAGUGCUGCAACAAGAGCAUCAAAUUCUAGGAGAUGUGUCACUCCCGAUCCUUCAGCAAAGCAAAAAUCAGAGAAAACUUUGUUAGUAUUGGAUUUGAGAAGAAGUCACAGUCAAGAAACUAUUCCAUUUUACGGGAAUAGUUCAAUGUUUCAAGAACCUCCACCAAUCUGUAUUCAGCAAGCUCCUACGGUUCCAGACCCUUCAGAAGAUACCAAACAGGAAGAAGUUGAAGAACCAGCAAUUCAAUUGUCGAAUACAAAAUGUCCUGCUACCAACAGAAGUUCAGAUACUGUAAAUCAGGAAAAAUUUCAGAAAACUGAUAAAAAAGAAUGUGUUAAUGGAGAUAGUGAUGAAGAAUUUGUAAGAAGGCGCGGUAAGAGAAGAAAAAAGAAAGGUGUUGAAUCAUCCAGAGUACCAAUGUUCCAAGCAUCUUUGGACCCAGAGACGCAAGUAGCUGCCAUUGGCCCGGAAUCUCACAAUCCAAGUGCACGACAUUCACUGGCACAAGAAAAAGGUCAUGUCCAAGAAAACAACGAUAUUAUUGACAAAACAAAUCUUAACAUUGGAGAUUCUUCAGACGUGGACAUUAAUUCUUAUUUAGAUGUUCAUAUGUUGAAACAACUGAGGAGGGAACUGAAUGAGAAUGUUAUGGAUACGGAGCUUAAUUACAAAAGAAGAAAAGCUCUAGAGGAGGCUUUGAAGCUGAGCAAGAAGGAAAAACCUGUAUGUGAUGAACUCAUUAAUCUGCAAAAACAGUUGAAAGUGCCAGCACUCAACUCAAAACUUUGGUUAUCAUUGCCUAGAUCUUUCAGUAGAUCAAGUGUGAUAUUUGGACUGCCGAUGGAUAGCCGAAUGCUAAGCACUUUAACACCUUUAGAGUAUCUAAAAGAUAACGUUCACAUAACAUCAUCGAGGAAGCUUUUAUAUAACUGCAUUUUCAAUCAGUAUAAAAUUGACAAAGAUGAUGACAUCGAUUACGAAAGGCGAGUUUCAGGAAAAUCAUUAGAAUCCUGUUUGAAUUUGGUAAUGGGCAAAACUCUCACUAAUCAACAGGUGAAUCACUUCAGAUGGCUUGUUAAUUGGAAAGAAACUGAUACGUUUGAAUUCAAAACUUCAUGUGGAAUUUAUGCGCUUUGCGAAAGAGUUUUAGCCCCUCAAAUUUGCCCCCAUUUACCAGACAGAAAAGCCGAUCCCUGUCACGAGAUCGAAAAAGCAGACUUUCAACUGUUGGAUAAAAAGUUAGAAGGUCGUCAAGUGAACGAAAACUUGAAAAUUAUAUUACUGAAUAUUAAGGAAUUAUAAGAGAAUAUGAAGGGUAACAAGAAUUUUUCACAUAAAAUAUCACUUGAUGUAUGUAGUACCAUCAUAUAUGUGUUAGGAAACAUUGUCGU
Leptinotarsa decemlineata (Colorado potato beetle) is the source of this 1440-nucleotide messenger RNA. RefSeq lists its product as uncharacterized. The record is from RefSeq and is a predicted model, not a curated record. NCBI's taxonomy places the organism in Eukaryota, Metazoa, Arthropoda, Insecta, Coleoptera, Chrysomelidae.